Mercurialis annua (annual mercury) is the source of this 1203-nucleotide messenger RNA. RefSeq names its product GATA transcription factor 19. The coding region runs from base 204 to 974 and encodes 256 amino acids. The transcript is spliced from 2 exons. Gene Ontology annotation, molecular function: sequence-specific DNA binding; zinc ion binding; DNA-binding transcription factor activity. Lineage: Eukaryota; Viridiplantae; Streptophyta; Magnoliopsida; Malpighiales; Euphorbiaceae. Gene Ontology annotation, biological process: regulation of DNA-templated transcription; flower development. The record is from RefSeq and is a predicted model, not a curated record.
AUUCAUUCAUUACUCCACUCCCACUUCAACUCACUCACUCACUCACUCACUGACUCCACCUGACUCGUUUUUGUCCUUCUAUUGGGUCCAUUCAUCUCACGACAAUCUCCACCACUGCACUUGCUGACUCCUAUUUCGCCAUUUUCUUCUUCUUCUUCUCACCCACUUCAUCAUCAACAUUUUCUCUACAUAUUCAUCUUCUAAUGAUGCAUAGGUGCAGUAGUAAUAUGGUGGGUCAAUGUACAUGCGGCUUGUUUCAUUCCCAAACCAGCUGCAACUCUUUCACCAUGCUACUCUCCGUGCCCAACAAUAAUCAUAAUCACAAAUCUUAUUACAAUAAUAACGACGAAUCAGACAUGUACUACUCGUCUUAUGCUUCUACUGGUACUACUAGCUCUUCUGUUGAUUGCACUCUUUCAUUAGGUACUCCUUCUACUCGUUUGUCUGAGGAUGAUGAUCAUAAACGAUCGUCGUCUCGCAUGUCUAACUUCUGCUGGGAUAUUCUGCAAUCCAAAAAUAGUCCUAACUAUAAUUACCCUCCUCAAAACCAUAAGACCAGCCGCGCUGGCGGCAUUACUAAUAAUUCCGCUAAUAGUGACCCGCUCCUCGCUCGCCGCUGCGCUAACUGUGAUACUACCUCUACUCCUCUCUGGAGAAACGGUCCUCGAGGCCCUAAGUCUUUGUGCAAUGCAUGUGGAAUUCGGUUCAAGAAAGAAGAGAGAAGAGCAACGGCAGCAAAUGCAAGCAGUAACAGUAAUAAUGGAUCAGCAGGAACAACAAUGGAGCAGCAGCAGCACUAUGGCUAUCAGAAUAAUGCAUGGAUUCAAACGCAGAAAAUGCCGUGUUACUCUCCGGCGAACGAGUUCAGGUUCAUAGAAGAUAAUGAUGGAGAAUCUGAGACGGGGAUUCCUUUUCUUUCUUGGAGACUCAAUGUCACUGAUAGGCCUGGUCUUGUCCAUGACUUUACCAGAUAAACAGUUAUUCAAACUAUAAAGCAAAGCCGAAAAAGAGAAUGGUCAAGAUCAUCAACUGCAACGUAUAACGAUGAUGAUGUUGGUGAUGGUGAUGCUUGUGGUUUAGUCUCGUAAAAUUCAAUUUCUUUUUCUUCUUUAUUUGGUUUGUCUCCUUCUUAUAAAUCUAUGUUAUAAUUAGUUGCUUUGUUUUACUUUAUUAAUACUAAUUAUUUCUUAUUAUUUCAGCUAA